Messenger RNA from Tilletiaria anomala UBC 951, 567 nucleotides. RefSeq lists its product as uncharacterized. The transcript is spliced from 4 exons. Bases 86 to 460 code for a protein of 124 amino acids. Lineage: Eukaryota; Fungi; Basidiomycota; Exobasidiomycetes; Georgefischeriales; Tilletiariaceae. The record is from RefSeq and is a predicted model, not a curated record.
CCUUCAUCAAUAGCAAGUGUUUCCACAUCGAUGCCAGCUUGUUAAGGAGGUAGCGCCAAUUCACUUCGCCCUCAUCGUCGCAGCCAUGUCACUGAAAGCGGCUUCAUCAGGCACCGUGGCGGCGGCGCGCCAGGCGCUGCGUGCGCCGAGCACCGUCGCGCGAACGUUCGUCCAACGCAGAUUCGCUUCCGGCGGAGGUGGAUACAACCCACCGACUGGUCGGCUCUUCAACGAAAAGCCCCUACCACCAGGUCAGAAGAGGGAGAAGGAAGGUUGGGAAUCACUUUGGACCUAUGGAAUGUGGGGUUCGAUCGUUUUCGGAACCGUCCUUUAUAUGUACAAGCCAGACACGAGCAUCCAAUCAUGGGCAUUACCGGAGGCGACUAAGCGCCUGGAACAGAGCGGCAAGGCGUGGCAGUACAAGCCAAGCGUAAACUCUGGGUACCCCGAGAGCGAGUGAAUACUUCUCUGCAGAAGACUUUGGAGCAUGGGGAGACAGGAAGGCGAUCAAGGACCAGUGUCUGUAUUUCCUGCCUCGGCGUACAUGGAUGACCUCCCCAGCUGCGA